This is a messenger RNA of Lepisosteus oculatus (spotted gar), 3781 nucleotides long. The record is from RefSeq and is a predicted model, not a curated record. Lineage: Eukaryota; Metazoa; Chordata; Actinopteri; Semionotiformes; Lepisosteidae.
ACUUGAAACUCAGGCCACCAUUGGGUAUUUUCUUUCCCCUGUAAUUGGUUCUUUACCCCGUCAUUCCCUAUCCUUCUCCGCAGGGUACUACGCAUAUUGCGCUCAGUGUGCAUUCCCGUAAGCAAUGUAGGAAAGUCCAGGAUCCCUGUACCCAGAGAGCAAGGAGAAUUUACGUUGUUUUCUUUGAGAAAAAAAUACGCUCAUGUGAGGUCAAAGGCAGUGUAAAGGGGAAAGGGACUAUUGGCAGGUGAACGGAAAAUUUUGGUCGUAUAACGACAGGAAGAAAUGGAAGUAAAUAAAACAGUACUAUGCGAAAGCCUUAUAAAAUGGUUGAUGUCUUUGGAUCUGGGACACAAGCUUUGAAGAUACAGGCUACGGUUAUGUCCUAAGCUACAUGAGAAAACAAAAGAUUCUUCAUCCCAUACAUCCGUUUUAUACUGAUUCAACCAAUUCAGGAUCACAGAUCAAGAUCCUAUCUCGUUGCAGACCUUUAACACUCCCUCCCCAUGUAAGGCUGUGCAGGACCUCACCAGUGGGGUCACAAUGUCUCAAGCUCUUAAUCAGAUAGACCCUGCAUGGUUCAGUGAGGGCUGGUUAAGUCGUAUUAAGGAAGAUGUGGGUGAUAACUGGAGACUGAAGGUGAGCAACCUUAAGAAGAUCCUUCAGAUGAUAGUCGAUUACUACAAUGAGGUGCUGGGGCAGCAGAUUUCGGAUUUUACCCUGCCGGAUCUGAAUCUGGUGGCUGAGCACUCGGACCCUGUGGAACUGGGCCGCCUCCUGCAGCUCAUCCUGGGCUGUGCUGUGAAGUGUGAGAGGAAACAAGAAUACAUUCAGAUUAUUAUGACCUUGGAGGAAUUGGUGCAGCACGUUGUGAUGACAGCUAUCCAGGAGCUGAUGAGCAAAGAAACUGUGUCAAGUUUUGGAACUGAACCACUUGGGGACGUUGAGCAACAGCUCAAGAAGGCAAUGGAGGAGCUAGCAGAGCUUAUGGCCGAGAAGGAGGAGCUCGCUCAGCGUUGUCAGGAGCUUGACAUUCAGGUGGCAGUGCUGCAAGAGGAGAGGAACAGCCUCUUGGCCGAGAAUGAUGUCCUGACUGACCGGGCCAAUCAGCUGGACUCCUUCGAUGACCCCAACACACCAUCAGGGAAGAAGUACUGCCACCUGCAGCUACAGUUCGAGCAACUGCAGGAGGAGAACUUCAGGCUGGAGGCAGCGAAGGAUGAUUACCGUAUCCACUGCGAGGAGCUGGAGAAACAACUAAUCGAAGUGCAGCACCGUAACGAUGAGCUUACCAGUCUGGCAGAGGAGUCCCGAGCCCUCAAAGAUGAGCUGGACAUCUUGCGGAGCUGCUCUGACCGAGCAGUAAAGCUGGAAGCCUCGGUGGAGACCUACAGGAAGAAGCUGGAGGGCCUGAGCGAUCUGAGGCGACAGGUGAAGAGCCUUGAGGAGAAGAACAUGACGUACAUGCAGAACACUGUCAGCCUGGAGGAGGAGCUGCGCAAGGCCAAUGCUGCUCGUGCUCAACUGGAGACAUAUAAGAGGCAGGUGCAAGAACUGCACAGGAAACUUUCUGAUGAAUCCAGAAGAGCUGACAACUUGGCAUUUGAAAUGAAAAAAUUUGAAGAAAAGUAUGAAACUCUACUGAAAGAAAAAGAGAGGCUGAUCAUUGAGCGGGAUUCCCUGAAGGAGACCACUGAGGAACUAAAAUGUACACAGGCUCAGCAAGACCAGCUCCUGCAAGCAGGUAUAUUUCCUGCAGGAAGUCCUAGCCAUGACACUUUAGCUGCUGAAAUCCUGCCUAUUGAAUACAGGGAGAAGUUUAUCCGCCUGCAACAUGAGAACAAGAUGCUGCGUCUCCAGCAGGAGGGGUCGGAGAACGAGCGCAUUGCAGAGCUGCAGAUUCAGCUGGAGGAGGCCCAUCGCUGCAAGAGUGAGCUGGAAACUGAAAACAGGCUGAACCAAGAGAGGAUCAGUGAGCUGCAGCUGCAAGUUGAAGAUCUUCAGAAAGCUUUGCAAGGACAAGGAUCCAAGACUGAAGAUUCACAUCUGCAGAAGAAACUAGAUGCUCAUAUGGUACAGCUCAAUGAAGCCAAGGAUGAGAUCAUGAAGAAGAAAGAGCUGAUUGAAGAUCUCCAGCCAGAAACUGUACAGAGCUCUUUAAAAAUUGAUGAGCUGCACUCAGCUCUGCGGAAGAAGGAUGAGGACAUGCGGGCGAUGGAGGACCGCUACAAGAUGUACCUUGAGAAGGCGCGCAACGUGAUCAGGGCUCUGGAUCCUAAGCUCAACCCAGCAACAGUGGAAAUCCAGUCCUUGAAGAAUCAGUUGGCAGAAAAGGAUAAACGUAUCCUUGCUUUGGAGCGAGAAUGCGAACAAGCAAAACUGCGGGAAUAUGAGGAGAAACUGAUUGUAACAGCUUGGUACAACAAGAGUCUAUAUUUCCAGAAACUGGCAAUUGAGUCCCGCUUGGCAGGGAGGGUGGCAAGUGGAGUGCCUUCAGGACACUCUUUCUUGGCCCAGCAGCGUCAGGUGACCAACGCCAGGCGCACCCUGUCAAUGAACAUGCCAGCCACCCCCUCUAAGUAGGCCUGGCCUCUUCCAUGGACAUUAACACACAUAAGUGACCUUAAACAUGGGUAUGACCCGCAAAAGGGAAAUAGGUUUCAUGCAAAGAUACACAAAUGUUGUUUUUAAGUAAGAAAGAUUAAAAAAAAACUUGAAUCCUAACACUUACUUGUCCCAAUAGGCAGUCAGGGAAAUAAACUAACAUGUUCAACUUCAAAGAGAAUAUAGAUUCAACCUUGACUUUGAGAUGGUUACGUUUUGUGUUGUAAAAAGAAUAGAAAGUUUGAUACAGCUGCUUAUUUACAGUAUGUGAUGUUUUUCAAAAACUUUGACCAAGUCACUGAAAUCAAGACUUCUGCUUUAGCCCCCCAAAAAACAACGUCUUUAGUAACAUAAAGACUGUGAUGAAGAAUUCACUGCAAUCUUCUUUCUAAAAUCAGCUGCACAAAGCUAAGGUAUGCGUAUACGUGAUCUGACAACUGGAAUCAAUUUCCUGUCGUUAAACUCUGUUUAUUAAGUUUUGCAUGAAUUACUUCUGUGAGAUAAAAUAGACUGAUAACUUCUUACAAUAAAAUGAUGCUGGACAUCAAAAGCUUUCACUUUUUAUGCAGUAUAGCUGCUAAAAAUGUUUCUUCUAGUUAAAUGGGAAAAGUGAAAGACCAAUCAUUGCUAUGUUACUGACAUUACAUCGUCUGGCCUUGUAUGGUCGACACAAAUAUUUUUUUGCUGACAGAGCCAAGGUGCUUAAAUGUAAUUUCAACAUUAAUUGACUUAUUUUGUAUGUAUAUGUGAUGUUUCUUGACUGCUGCAUGGUCUGUUAAAACAAUCAGAGGUCUUUCUUCUAAAGUGUUAUGUAAUAGCUUUUAAGAGAUAGGUAGAAAUAGUUUUCAUUAGUCACACUGAAUACAAACCUAGAAUGGAACUUCCAUGCAAGAGUAUAAAAACUUUUGUGCUUUAUCAAAAUUAUUGCAGUGGUUUGUAAUUUUCUCACACCCUCUUUGCAUUACAUUAGUAGUUACUGUACGUCCACAAACUGUGUUCUUCACUUUAAAAAAACUUUCGAUACAGUAUAUCAAUUUUUAUGAAUUCCUCUAUUUUAGCUAUAUUCAAAUUCAUACCCAUAUAUAUUUGUACAUAAAUAAAGUUAAGGUUUCUGAAUUUGUUUCAGAUAUAAAACUAUUGUUAGUGAAGUGUUAAAAUGUGUUAAGGAUUUAACAUU